CUCGCCUCUCUCCCAAUCGCUCUGGCCCGUUCACCCAUGUUGCAGGCUCCGUGCGAUAACCUACGUACAUCCUACCAGGGCUCAAGCACCUGCGAACUUGCGAAGCCUAAGUGUGCUCGUGCCCUGGCUUCCCGCGUUUUCUCCGCACCGAACCUUGUUUCAGUAGAGGCAUAGCCGGCAACUGGCGCCUGCACCAAUUCAUGGGUCGUGUCUGUUCCCGCGAACGACGUUCUCGAUGCAGGACGCUAAGCAAUGUAACAAGCACUCGCGCCGAGCACAGCACGGGCGCGACAGAGCAGCAAGAUGGGAAGCAAUGUGGAAUGAGAAUCCCGACGUUUGCGACGAUUGAUAGGUCUGGCGUGUGUGCGACGUCGACCUCGCAGAUCCCUCAACGCAAUCAUCUCACGCCCUCCGGCAGGGGGUGGGCGGAGAGUGAUCGAUCAUACGGCCGACAGUUCCAAGGACGGGCAGACUGCGGGCGUCCGCGCGGGCUGCCGAUACACGCAGACAUGGAUUGCAGCAUGUCGGCAGGGACGGGGAGUACGAGGAGGUGAAUAGGCGUUGCCGUCAGCAGGAGGGAUGCCGCCGGAGUGUUUGGAGGGGAUGUCGAGAAGCUGCUGUCAGUGUCGAGGGCUGUGCGACAGUUGACGACGAGAUCUGGGCCGUCGAUGACCAGUCCUCUUCUCGACAUCUCCCUCUCCGGUCCCAUCUUCAGAUAAGUACAUGCAGUCAAUAUUGCCCCCUUUCGCCACCAUCCAGCUAUGCUGCCUUGCCGUACUGUUAUCAUAAGCUUUCCUAGCCCGCGCCGCGCUCGCACCCACGCCAGCCUGCACCUUCGCGCUCACACUCCCGCUCGAACUCACGGCCGGCAAGAGCUGUCAGCAGCAGUACUUUCCCAGCCACGUUCCGCGGGCUCGGUGAUCUCUCUAUUCUCCGACAAUGUAUGAUCGCCUACUGCGACGCUGCGUCUGUGCCUGCGCGAGAUGCCCCCUCCAAGAUAUGCACCGUACGAUGCUCUCCAGAUACGCUAAUACGCACGCCGCCUUCUUUCCAUGCGCGGGCGCACGCCCCGGCUUCUGGCCCGUACCGCACUACUUCCAAGCGGCGAUGCCACGCGGCACGCUGCGCCCCCCUUCUGACGAGACUCGCGAUGUGGUCAACCGGCGAAGGGCCCCCUGCGCGCCCACGCCCCAGCAAGGGCGUAUGACCGCCGCAUUCGGUCCGCGUCCCGCGUCGUCCGCCCGCGCGCGCUCUGCCGAACGCUUCUUUCGAUGUCGAACCUCGCGACCUCAAGCUCGCGAGCGCGAUGCGACGGGAAAGGCGAGCGACAUCACUCGAACGGGGCGCACCGGCUGAUCACAACCCCUGCCCUUCACCCGGGGGAGCUGGUCCCUCCUCCGAGCCCGAGCGGGCUCUUGCCCAGACCCGAAGCCUGGGGUUACGAAACCUCGCGGGUGCUUUGCGUCCAGUGCGAUAGCUAGGCGACCUGG
This is a messenger RNA of Dichomitus squalens LYAD-421 SS1, 1490 nucleotides long. RefSeq lists its product as uncharacterized. NCBI's taxonomy places the organism in Eukaryota, Fungi, Basidiomycota, Agaricomycetes, Polyporales, Polyporaceae. The transcript has a single exon. The coding region runs from base 940 to 1356 and encodes 138 amino acids. The record is from RefSeq and is a predicted model, not a curated record.